CAACCUUCUCCCCCUUCUUCAAUGGGCCGUCCACCACCACCAAAACCAGCUCCCAAGGCGGCGAAGGGCGGUUCGAAGAAACAAACCAAUCUAGAAAGAUCAUCAUACUUUGCUAGAAGAGAAGCAGCAAAAGUAUUGAAAAGUGUAUUACAAGGAGAUGCUAAUAAAAGAGCUGUCGGUUCUAUCAAAACUCUGAUUUAUAGUCCUACCAUAAGAAACAAGAAAGCUACUUUUGCUCUGGUCUGCCAAACCCUUAAACAUCUUCCGAUUCUAAAGGAAGCGAUUGAAGGUGCUAAUGUACUGAAUGGCAAAUGGAAGAGGCAAGAAGAGUUGAUGUACAUUAUCGCAUACGAUAUUCUCUUUGGCCAGGCUACUGUUGUACUGGCCGGUGAUGCAGAAAAAUUUCUACUUCAGCGGAAAAAUGCUCUACAGUCAGCUUUGGCUAAGCUUUGUGUGAAGAAGAAAGUGAAACGCGUAGAAGACUUAUUGCUCCAGUAUAAUCCAAAUCCUGAUGUCUCAAAGCCUCGAUAUGUUCGUGUGAAUACACUUAAAAUGGAUUUCGAGUCUGCUUUUCUUGAAUUGAGCAAACAGCACAAGCAGGUGCAGAAGGAUGACAUAGUCCCAGACUUAUUGGUGUUACCGCCAGGGACUGAUUUGCAUGAUCACCCUUUGGUGAAAAAUGGAAGUAUUUUUCUGCAAGGGAAGGCAAGUUCCAUGGUGGCAGUUUCUCUUGGACCUCAGCCCGGUUGGGAGGUUCUGGAUGCUUGUUCAGCUCCAGGAAACAAAACUGUUCACCUUGCUGCCCUCAUGAGAGGAAAGGGAAAAAUUACUGCUUGUGAACUUAACAAAGAUCGAAUGAAACGAUUAGAGGAGACUGUUAAAUACUCCGGAGCUUCUAAUGUGGAAGUUUUGCACGGAAACUUUUUAAACAUUAGCACAGAAGACCCCUUGUACACAAAGGUUCGGGCCAUUCUCCUGGAUCCUUCUUGCUCUGGUUCUGGAACUGCUGUUGACAGAUUGGAUCAUCUUCUCCCAUCAUACACUGCAGCUCAAGCUGCUGAUGUUGCUGACACUGCAAGGAUGAAAAACCUUGCUGCUUUCCAAAGCAAAGCUCUCGCACAUGCAUUAUCUUUCCCAGCUGUUGAGAGAGUGGUGUACAGCACUUGUUCCAUCUACCAAACCGAAAACGAGGAUGUGGUUAAGUCGGUUCUCCCACUGGCUGAUUCCCUUGGUUUUCAUCUGGAAACUGCACUUCCAAAGUGGACUCGCCGUGGUCUUCCAGUGUUUGAAGGCUCUGAACAUUUGUUAAGAACUGAUCCAGUGGUGGACAUGGAGGGUUUCUUUAUUGCACUAUUUGUGAGGAAGACUGCAGUUAGCAGCCCGGUUGUCUCACAGGAAAGCGAAGACCAUGGCCACAUAAAGCAAACAGAGGAGCUUAAUAGGCAAAACCAGUCUUUGAGAAAGAAACCUAUAAAGAGGAGAUUGUUGCCCACUCGUUUUGUGAGGAUGGCUGAAAUGAUGUCGCGCUCUUAUUUGAUUCGUCGAGUACAAGAGUUGGGGUGAUUUAUAUGAAUUGGCAGUACGAGAUGAUGCUUUCCUUUUUGAUUGGUAUCCAUAGUUGGCUGUUGGCUAGCUGGUCUUCAGUUGGGUGUCUGUUCAUGAUUAGGUGGGCUGAUUUCUGGUUCAUUGUGUUUACAUGGUUGUUAACAUUGGCACUUUGUGGAAGCACCUUAAGCAUCUCAGCUUCCAAAUGAACCAACAAGUGAUAGCAAAUAUGCUUUUCCAUUCCAAUUUUCCUUCACAGCUACUACCAGGGGUAAGAUACCAGGACUCAAUCCCCUGUUUCAUAUUGAU
This is a messenger RNA of Papaver somniferum (opium poppy), 1854 nucleotides long. RefSeq names its product probable 28S rRNA (cytosine-C(5))-methyltransferase. Gene Ontology annotation, biological process: rRNA base methylation. The record is from RefSeq and is a predicted model, not a curated record. The transcript is spliced from 14 exons. Gene Ontology annotation, cellular component: nucleolus. Gene Ontology annotation, molecular function: methyltransferase activity. Bases 22 to 1563 code for a protein of 513 amino acids. Lineage: Eukaryota; Viridiplantae; Streptophyta; Magnoliopsida; Ranunculales; Papaveraceae.